Messenger RNA from Caenorhabditis remanei, 1290 nucleotides. RefSeq lists its product as uncharacterized. The coding region runs from base 1 to 1290 and encodes 429 amino acids. The record is from RefSeq and is a predicted model, not a curated record. The transcript has 4 exons. Lineage: Eukaryota; Metazoa; Nematoda; Chromadorea; Rhabditida; Rhabditidae.
AUGACAGCUGAAGAGCUUCCGCGAGGCAAUCGCAGCAAUGAAAACUGGAAUAUGUGGGAAAAGCGUCCGUUCGUUGUCUUGAAAAACGAUAACAUCUUGUACCAUGAACAGUUCAUCCCGAAAAAUUCUACUUUCCAACAAGAAAUCAUCAAAAAUGGAAUUCUUUCUCUUCAAGCAAUAACUGGAUGGCCUCCAGGACCUGAGCGUCUUACCGAGAACACAAAAUCUCUUUGGGAAGUCAGAGUCAAUAAUAAAACGCGCCUUCCAACAAUUUUGGUCCCAGCAACGUCAUAUGAAUUCAUGACUAAAGAAAGAGAGCAGGCGAUCCGUCAGAAAUUUCUCCGUAUUGCUUCAAACUGUGAUAUUGAACUCAAUCAAGACGAUUAUGAGAAUUUUGCUCUCUAUGAAUGUAUCAACAUUCGAAAGCAUCAACCAGAAGAGCGUAGAAAAGCACAGGCUCCCGUUUUCCCGGCUAACUAUCCAUUUGUCGAAGAAGCAAAACGUUUGGUGUUUCCUGUUCGAAGAUUCCCGACAGGAAUAGUUAUGUUGUUCCCACACGCACCAAGAGAGGAAAAAGAUGGAUUGAUUGAAACAAUGGUAUUCGAGGUGAAAAACGUUCUCGCCCCAGACAGAACGGCUCCAACAUUUGUGGGUCAUGAAGAAAAUCCGAUUGAUCUCCUCUUCCGCAUGGGAAAUAUUCCAACCGACCAACUAACUGCUCAGUUCUACUAUUUGGCUGGAAAAAUAAUGCUCAAUGCUACAGACCGUAGAAAAAACCACAUUUUGGAUGACAUUCGUUGUAUGGCCAUGAGCUCUAAAGCUAUUGAGAUUGGAGCUUUCCGUCACAAAAUUCCAAAAGAUAUCUUACCACAACAAAUCACGUUCGAAAUGUUCAAAGCACUGUAUGAAUCUCUCUUGAUCAGAAUCAACAAAAAUAAUCCACAAAUUGUUGCAUGGUUUGAAAGACUCAACAAUCAAUUGCAACCGAUUUUGAAUGGACAACAGUUGAACAUUCCAACCACUAUUGAACAAAUGCGAAGGCUUGCUGUGCUGACGUUUAACUGGAUGAGAACUCAUAAACAACUGUUUUAUGCCGGAUCUAAUUUCUGUGAUCUCAGCGAUCACCCAGUUUGGAUCCGGAUGGAGAAAAAAUUUCGUGAAGGAACAGUAAAUUCAAUUGAAAAUUUUCCUAUGGCAAUUGAGCAACGUAUGAAAGUCAAUGGUCAGUUGAUCACAGAAGAACAUGACCCAGGAAAGGAAGAACUGCAAAUCCAGAAAACCAAAGCAUGA